Molecule: messenger RNA, 2923 nt
Organism: Mus musculus (house mouse)
Lineage: Eukaryota; Metazoa; Chordata; Mammalia; Rodentia; Muridae
Gene: Srpx2
Product: sushi-repeat-containing protein, X-linked 2
Exons: 12
Coding region: 537-1943 (468 amino acids)
Biological process (GO): regulation of synapse assembly; cell motility; positive regulation of synapse assembly
Cellular component (GO): cell surface; synapse; extracellular region
Molecular function (GO): hepatocyte growth factor binding; identical protein binding; signaling receptor binding
Source: RefSeq, marked validated
ACUCCACCCAGAGCUUGAAACCAGUGACAGUCACACUUCCCCUCUUCUGCAGCAGACAGCACUAGCUCCUCUAAUCCUCUUGCUUCCCCCUCCCCCAACCAUUUCUUGGGGAAUAACAAAUAUAGCUUUGGGGAUAAUAUAGCUUUAAGACGACUUUUGGCAAAUGUAAAUGUCCUAACAUCUGGGCAGUGUUACCAGAAUCCCGGAGGCCCUGACAGACCAGGAGCCACUGGUUCUAGGAAUGUUAAAGUACAAGGGCUUUUUCCCACCCCCGACUGACUGAUGAGAGGAGCAGAGAGCAAAGAAAAAGAAGAGAGAUGAACGAGACCACAAAAAUCAUAAAAUAAAAAGCAGAUGCAUGUUCCUGCUCUUUUCAAAGCUUCCAGUAGAACGAUAGCUCCCUCCGAUGUCAUAUGCCUGCUUCCUCUCACUUUUGGGAGUUCAUAGCUGGUUCUGCUCUGAAAGUCAUUCCCCUUUAUCCUGGUACUUCUGGCCACAUAGCCCUAGUCUUGUCUUCUGAAGCUUCCCUGUCGACGAUGAUGACCAGUCCACUGACUCAGAGAGGUGCUCUCUCACUGCUGCUCCUCCUAAUGCCCGCAGUGACACCAACAUGGUACGCAGGCUCAGGUUACUCUCCAGAUGAAAGCUACAAUGAAGUAUAUGCAGAAGAGGUCCCCGCUGCCCGUGCCCGUGCCCUGGACUACAGAGUCCCCCGAUGGUGUUACACAUUGAAUAUCCAGGAUGGAGAAGCCACAUGCUACUCACCAAGGGGAGGAAAUUAUCACAGUAGCCUAGGCACACGUUGUGAGCUCUCCUGUGACCGGGGCUUUCGAUUGAUUGGACGGAAGUCAGUGCAAUGUUUGCCAAGCCGGCGUUGGUCUGGAACUGCCUACUGCAGGCAGAUAAGGUGCCACACACUGCCAUUCAUCACUAGUGGCACCUAUACGUGCACCAAUGGAAUGCUGCUUGACUCCCGUUGUGACUAUAGCUGUUCUAGUGGCUACCACCUAGAAGGAGAUCGCAGCCGCAUCUGCAUGGAAGAUGGGCGAUGGAGUGGAGGCGAGCCUGUAUGUGUAGACAUAGAUCCACCCAAGAUCCGUUGUCCUCACUCUCGUGAGAAAAUGGCAGAGCCAGAGAAACUAACUGCUCGAGUAUACUGGGACCCACCCUUAGUGAAAGAUUCUGCUGAUGGUACCAUCACCAGGGUGACACUUCGGGGUCCAGAGCCUGGUUCUCACUUCCCUGAAGGAGAACAUGUGAUUCGUUAUACUGCCUAUGACCGAGCCUACAACCGGGCCAGCUGCAAAUUCAUUGUAAAAGUACAAGUGAGACGCUGUCCCAUUCUGAAGCCACCACAGCACGGCUACCUCACCUGCAGCUCAGCGGGGGACAACUAUGGUGCCAUCUGUGAAUACCACUGUGAUGGUGGUUAUGAACGCCAGGGGACCCCAUCCCGAGUCUGCCAGUCAAGUCGACAGUGGUCAGGAACACCACCUGUCUGUACUCCUAUGAAGAUUAAUGUCAAUGUUAACUCGGCUGCUGGCCUCCUGGAUCAGUUCUAUGAGAAACAGCGACUCCUCAUAGUCUCUGCUCCUGAUCCCUCCAAUCGGUACUACAAAAUGCAAAUCUCUAUGCUGCAGCAAUCCACCUGUGGACUCGACCUGCGGCAUGUGACCAUUAUUGAGCUGGUGGGACAGCCACCUCAGGAGGUGGGGCGCAUCCGGGAGCAACAACUAUCAGCAGGCAUCAUUGAGGAGCUCAGGCAAUUCCAGCGCCUCACUCGUUCCUACUUCAACAUGGUGUUAAUUGACAAGCAGGGUAUUGACCGGGAACGCUAUAUGGAACCUGUCACCCCUGAGGAAAUCUUCACAUUCAUCGAUGACUACCUGCUGAGCAAUGAGGAGCUGGCACGGAGAGUGGAGCAGAGGGACCUAUGCGAGUGACCUUGAGUCAGGGUGUGGCUGAAGCACCUGUCCUAGGGAGCUUAAACUAAGGAGGAAAUGUCGUGUCCUCCCCCCCCCACACACACACACACACACUGUUGGGAGCAGCCCUCGGGUGGGGGUGAGGUUUGCCAAAUCUAGGACAGUUCCAGGCAGCAUUUUAGGGCAGAAUAUUCAUUUCCCUAAGCAAGUCUCCACUUCGGGUAGCACUGGAGGAGCCUAUGAAACUGAGGACAUGCCCUGGGUGGUGAGUUGUAGACCGAAGGCCUUCUUCACCUGCCUGGAGCCUCUCUCUCUAGACUCUUCCCAAAGCCUUUCAGAUAAGUAAAUACCAAAUUCAUUCCUUUACGGUGUUGUAAAUGGUUCCUCUACCCUACAAUAACAGCAGGGGGCAGCAUUGCAACAGACAAACAAGACACUUUGACCAAGUAUAAAUAGAUUUCCCUCACAGUUAGUUAUGUGAGGAACAGGAGAGAGGAGACUAGGAUCUACAAAACAUUCUUGAAGCUGCUCGUCAUCCUCUAGGAUGCUGGCCUUAAAAACAAUGUUGCUUGAGCCAUUUCUUCAUCAAGAGUUAGAAAAACAUUUUCUCCAGGGGGAGUUUGGGAAGCAACGUCUAGCCAUAGCUGGCUGUUCCCUCCUAGAUGCUCCAACUAGCUUGUAGGCAAGAACUUCUAAUAACUGAGGUGUUUAGUACCCUGGUGACAGCUCUUCCUUAGAGGAUUCUGCAGUCUGUGAACAACAUUACCUCUAAGAAUUAGGGAGAUGGCUCCGUUGGUGAAGUGCUUGCUAUCAAGCACUGAGACCCGAGUGAUUCCCAGAACCCAUGUAAAAUAGCCAGAUGUGGUGGUGUGCACUUGGAAUCCCAGCAGAGAGGUAGACAUAAACAGAUCUGUGGGGAUCACUGCUUAGCAAGCCAAGUCUAAUGAUGAGUACCAGGUCAUGUAAGAAACACUAUCUCAAAAACCAUGGUAAAUGGC